Molecule: messenger RNA, 864 nt
Organism: Rotaria socialis
Lineage: Eukaryota; Metazoa; Rotifera; Eurotatoria; Philodinida; Philodinidae
Source: the annotation of a GenBank genome assembly
AUGCCUGACGAUAGUAAAGUAAAAUCUAAUGAAAACUCGCUUGUAGCGAGUAAUCGACCAGCAAAUGAAACAAUUGGUAGUAAUGAAUUUACUGAUACGACGGGCUCUUAUCCAGUUCGUUUACUAAAACAUCCACAUCGUUCAUCGGGUGGAUUUAUUCUUGAAAAACUUAAAGAUUUUUAUGAUUAUUACUGGCAUUAUUAUCGUUGGGCACCAACACGUGUCGCAGCAAGAUUUUUUUGGAGUGAAAAUGGCUGGGAAUCUUUGAAAGAAUUUACAACAACAGGCAUGUGGUCACAAGAUGUUGAUGCACCAAUUCCUCAACGAAUGGUAGCUGGUCUUGGCUUUGGUUUGAAAGCAUCUAUAUUUAUUUAUGCUGUUGGCUAUCGUAAUCUUCGUACUCGAUAUCAAAUUCCUGCGAAUGCUGCUAUAUUUCGUGCACUUCGGCCUUGCGCAUUUUUCACAGCGUCAUGUCUCAUUUAUUGCGGUUCCUGGCCUGUUGUUCGUGCUUUACGUGGCUAUCAGAAAACAGAAUUAGGUCGCGAUAUUGACGCAGCACUUGUUGGCGCAUUAUCUGGCGUAUUAAUAUCAGCAAUGUGGAUUAGAAAUACUCGUUUUGUUGGAGUAUCAAUUCCAGUUGCAUACGUUCUUGGAGGUGUAUCUGCAGGUCUUUAUAAUGCAGCUCAUACAGGUUAUGUGACCCACAGCAGUGUACCUGGUGGAUGGUCGGAUAUUCAUCAUUGGAGACGUGGAAAUCCACUUUUUGGCCCACCAUAUGAAGAGCGCUUAGCUAGAUUUAAAGCACAACUUCAAAAUGCUAAAUAUAAAGAAUAUGUUCAAACAUCGAUUAAGACACGUUGGUGA